AUUUGCUUUUCUGAGCCCUAGUUUCCCUAAUCUAUGCGAAGAGAGGAUUGAUUCCCCCAGGGUCCUUCCAGUGUAAAUUAUUAUGCAAUCUCAUUAAGGGGGAAAAAGUAUAUCUUCUGGUUGCUAAUGUGAAUUGUGGACUACAGACACAUAGAGAAACAAAUUGCACAGACAUGAAUAUUAUCACCAGGAUCUAAAGACUCUAAAAAAUGCUCUUCAGGCUUGUCAUAGAUUUUUCUGGAAAAAAAGAAUUCUGUGAAAUUAUGUGAAUAGAGACUAUUUUUGAAAACCAUGGGGGAAAGAGAAAGAAGUCCAGAUACUGACCAAGAAAGUAAGGCAGGCAAACACCAUUACUGUUAUUGUUCAUCUGAUUUUGGAACUACACCACAGUCUUCUGGCCGGUCAUCGCUGGUCAAUCCCUCUUCACCUACAAGUAUUAAGGGAAAAAAUUCUAAAAAACAAAUUUCAGAUAGCCAAGUGCAUCACCAAGCCCCUAGGAAACCAAGUCCUAAGGGUCCACCAAACAGAAAGGGAGUCCGAGUGGGAUUUCGCUCCCAGAGCCUCAAUAGGGAGCCACCUCGGAAAGAUAUCGAUCUUGUUACAAAACGAGUUCUUUCUGCAAGACUGCUAAAAAUCAAUGAAUUGCAGAAUGAAGUAACUGAACUCCAGGUCAAGUUAGCUGAGCUGCUAAAAGAAAAUAAGGCUUUGAAAAGGCUUCAAUACAGACAGGAGAAAGCCCUGAAUAAGUUUGAAGAUACAGAAAAUGAAAUCUCACAACUCAUUGUUCGUCAUAACAAUGAGAUUACAGCACUCAAAGAACGCUUAAGAAAAUCUCAAGAGAAAGAACGGGCAACUGAGAAAAGGGUGAAAGAUACAGAAGGUGAACUAUUUAGGACAAAAUUUUCCUUGCAGAAGCUGAAAAAGAUCUCCGAAGCUAGACACCUUCCUGAACGAGAUGAUUUGGCAAAGAAACUGGUUGCAGCAGAGUUAAAAUUAGAUGACACCGAGAGAAGAAUUAAGGAACUAUCGAAAAACCUUGAACUGAGUACUAACAGUUUCCAACGACAGUUGCUUGCUGAAAGGAAAAGGGCAUAUGAGGCUCAUGAUGAAAAUAAAGUUCUUCAAAAGGAGGUACAACAACUAUAUCACAAAUUAAAGGAAAAGGAGAGAGAACUGGAUAUAAAAAAUAUAUAUUCUAAUCGUCUACCAAGGUCUUCUCCAAAGAAAGAAAAAGAACUUAUAUCAAGAAAAAAUGCUGCAUGCCAGAGUGAUUUUACAUGCCAGUGUACAAAAGGAGUACAAACCAAUGAAGACUUCAACCUGGAAGAAUUUCCUAUCAUACCACAAACAGUUAUGUGUUAUGAAAACAAAUGGGAAGAUCCUGAACAUCUUUCUUUGGACCUGAAAUCUCGAGAGAGAGAUGAACGUGAAGAAGCAGGGAUUCUAAACCCAGUCGUGGAAAGAGAAGAAAAAUUCAUUAAAGAUCAAGGACUCUAUAUUGUAAAACAGGAGGUUGCAAAGCUGGAGGACGAAUGGAAAAGAGAAGAACUUGCUAAAAAGCAAAAAGAAAAGACAUCUUUGCUGGAGAGAGAAGAAAAGCCAGCCUUGGAAACUGGAAGAUACCAAGUGGGAAUGUACCAAAUUCAAAAUAUUGAUAAAUUGGAAGAAGAAGAAGAAAGACUGAAGAGAGAGAUUCUGCUUGCUAAACUGAAUGAAAUCAACAGGGAACUCCAAGAUCCUCAGAAUCUAAAAUGUCCACCUCUGCCACUGCUACCUGAUUUGGAAUCUAAACUAUACUCCCCAGAGAGAAGUCCCAGAACAUACCUAUUCUCUGAAUCCUCAGAGAGAUUAUUUAAUGGGCAUCAUUUACAAGACAUCAAUCUUUUAACUACUAAAGGAAAUGGUCAGAAUCCAGGAAAUAUUAGAAGCCCAGUCUCUCCAAAUGACCUUGCAUUUGGCAGCUAUGUGCCUUCAUUUGCAAAAACAUCAGGGAAGUCAAAUCCAUUUAGCCAAAAAAGUGGUCUUUUGGAUUUCCAAAGAAACAGUAUAGAGAAACUUAGUAAAGAUGAUGUAGAUUUAACUACAAGAAAAGAGAGAAAAGCUAAUCUGAUGGAACAGCUAUUUGGUGUCAGUGGUGGCAGCACUAUUUCCUCUAAAAGCAGUGACCUGAAUUCUCUGGCUGCCAGCAAAGGAGACUUCGACUCUCUAAAUUUUCUCCCUGGGGAUAAAAGCAGCAGGGGUAGAGAACAGGAUGAAGAUGACUUUUUCCUCAGCGAAGGAAGAAGUUUUAAUUCAAACAGACACCGAUUAAAACAUGCAAACAAUAAACCAGCAGUAAAAGCAGUUGAUUCUGUAGAAGAUGAAAUUGAGGAAGUAGCACUGAGAUGACUGACUAGAGUAUAAAUUUUUUUCCAAUUGUAAAUAUUUUAAUACAGUAUUUAUUAUAAACACUUGGACUUUUUAAUAUUAAAAAGUCCUUAUUAAGGAAUGACUUUUAAUAAAUACAGUGCAAAUAAAAAUUAUAUCACAUCUUAUAGCUAGUUUACCAAGAAUGAAGGAGGCUCUUUUGAAUGAAGCCAAAAAUAGAGGUAUAGCUUACUUGGUUUUGAGUUUUUAAUUUACAAAUAGAUUUUACCUCUUAAAUCAGCUCUGUGGGAAGUUUUACUCCUUUGGAGUUCAUAUUUAUUUCCUAUUUUUAUCCUUAUUUAUUUGUAUUUAGCUCACUGAGGAUAUGACCAAAAAUAGUCUUCCCACCGAUUAUUGAAUGGAAAUUAAGAGUGAGAGGCUCUGUGUUGGAAAGCAUAGCUCCCAGCUGGUAGAAAAUGGGUGCUGUUUCAGAGUCCUGUCCUUUAUGGGGUGGGCUGGGGGUCCCUUCCGUACAUGGCAAGGCUGAGCUACCCUGACGCGAAGCAGCAACAACAUUGGGAUGUCCUCUUCCUUCAGAAGGAACCAGAGUUAACACUACUCAUUUCCCAGUUACAAGUCUCAUUAAAUCACUUACCUACCACUGCAAACAUACUGGUUUGAAUUCAAAAGACAUUUGUUUGCACGGACAGUUCCCUUGACAUGGCUCCCAGUAUAAUCAGUAAUUCCUCUCCUGCUACAUUAUUUGUAUCUGAGAUUUCAUACCAAAUACAUGGAAUAGAAGUAAUUUUAUUCCAAUAUAGAAAGACUUUCAACUCAAUUAUGUUUCCAAAGUAAUAUAACUUGGAAAUUUUUAAUAUAUACUAUUAAGAUUUGAACUUACUAUCAAACCAAAGAGACAAUGAUAGUGUAAUACUCUUGGACGUACAGGACUAAUUUUAAAUCAGCCUUGGUUAAAUGUUUUAGAAAUGGGACUUCUGCCUUGCUGUGUAGGGUAGGUGUUUUUUUUCUGUUGAAAUGCUUUGGUCAUUUGCUGUUUGCAGCUCACUUCAUCUGUAAGAGUAGUUUAUGACCUCGGAUUAUGCUGGGUUGUGGAAAUAGUGUGUCAGGGGAAAAAUAAAAAAAUGUAGAUUGACACUUAUUCUAACACAAGCUGUUUUUUGUUUUUCAAGAACUUACAGUGUAUUCACUCAUAGGAUGAUUUCUGAUGCCAAGUAUACAUACUGAUGAGGGCACUAGAGUUACUGUUUUAUCUUGAGUUCUUACAAAUGCUUAUUAUUGAAUAUAAUUUCAUAACUCUUUGACAAGACUUACCUGGUUAAGUCUCUCAUUAAAAGAUGUACCAGCUAUCUUCAAAAUUGUGUUUCUGUCAUUUAUUGUGAAUUGAAUCUCCCCAAAGUGCUAAACUAUAUUUAAAAUUUUUUAAGAUUUUUAUGUCUGAUAUAAGCAUUUAGUAUGUUGCAAAUCAUUCUAAUAUUUGUAAACCACAAUAUUGUAAUGCAGUUCUUGAUAAAAUAUUAUGUAAUGUUAAUUUUGUUCAUAGCUGCUAAUUUUUCUGCCAAAAGUAUUCUUAUAUUUAGGUUGUUUUGUUUCAAAGGCUUUUUAAAAGGCCUUUUAAUAAAGUUUUAUAUUCAGGUCAUUAUAA
This is a messenger RNA of Pteropus alecto (black flying fox), 4009 nucleotides long. It is a transcript of the gene LCA5, whose product is annotated as LCA5, lebercilin. The record is from RefSeq and is a predicted model, not a curated record. The coding region runs from base 292 to 2388 and encodes 698 amino acids. Gene Ontology annotation, cellular component: axoneme. NCBI's taxonomy places the organism in Eukaryota, Metazoa, Chordata, Mammalia, Chiroptera, Pteropodidae. Gene Ontology annotation, biological process: intraciliary transport. The transcript has 8 exons.